AUGCCAGUUUCAUGGGCCAACCUACCGCGUGGAAUAUUGUCGAGAAUAUUUCAAUUUCUUCCCAAUUGGUUCAACGGGGUGCAUCGCGUCCUUCUUACACAAGUCUGUAAGCAUUGGUAUGACGAAGGCAUCUAUGUUUGUUGGAAAAAUCUCGAGAUUUACGGAUUGGUGAACACCAUCAAACUUAAUAAGAUCGCUUUUGCUCGGCCAGACCUUGCAGCAAUGACCACCGAGCUUGAAAUAUACAAUGUGAAAUGGUAUGAGUUUUCAGAAGAACAUUGGAUGUCGAUACCUCCCAAGGAAAAAGGCUCUGCUGCCAAUUUUGUUUGGCCAGACUUUUAUUGCUUCUCAUGGACCCCCAACUGUGGUGUGAUCGUCUGUAUGGGUGUGAAUGAAUGA
Messenger RNA from Melampsora larici-populina 98AG31, 399 nucleotides. RefSeq lists its product as uncharacterized. The record is from RefSeq and is a predicted model, not a curated record. NCBI's taxonomy places the organism in Eukaryota, Fungi, Basidiomycota, Pucciniomycetes, Pucciniales, Melampsoraceae. The transcript is spliced from 3 exons. Gene Ontology annotation, molecular function: protein binding. The coding region runs from base 1 to 399 and encodes 132 amino acids.